UCAAACAGUUGGUGGGUCACCACUGCCUUGGUCUUCUGCUGCUGAGCUAACACAUGCGCUCCAGACGAAUUGUUACAAGAAAGAAGCAAUCACCAAAAAGAUUACAAAAUGACUUAUUCUGAGGGCAGUGUGAAUUCCCGAAGGAUACCUAUGCGAGUAAGACUAAGCACAGGAUCACCUGGCUCAAACUCGACCCCGACUCUUUUAUUUCAGAGAAGCAGCAUCCAGAAGUCCAUCAGAACCAAUUCUCCAAUUGCUCGGUAUAGCAGUGCUUCCCUUGGGAGCAAACGCAGUGAUAUUGACAUGGCAGACUUCUCCUUGGUGGACGGUUUCAGCAGCGAGUACAAAGCCACUCGCACCAAUGAGAAAGAAGAGAUGACAAAGUUGAACAACCGUUUUGCCAACUUCAUCGAUAAGGUGAGGUUACUGGAACAGCAGAACAAGAUCCUUAGUGCUGAGCUGGAGCAAUGGAAGGGGAAAGGGUCAUCCAAGAUUGGAGAUCUUUAUGAACAGGAGCUGAGAGAUGUACGUCACCAUCUGGACCAGACCAUCAAGGAGAAAGCCAAGGUUCAGUUGGAAAGAGAGAACCUGAUUGAUGAUUUGAAGAAGCUCAGGAGCAGCCUGCAAGAUGAAAUACAACAACGGCAGGAAGCUGAAACCAUGCUAUCAGAUUUCAGAGAGGAUGUGGACGAAGCUGCUCUAUCCUGUGUAGAUCUGCAACGUAAAGUUGACUCAUUGCAGGAAGACAUUGCCUUCUUAAAGAAACUCCAUGAAGAAGAAAUUCAUGAACUUCAAGGUCAAGUCCAGAAUAAUCACAUCCCGAUUGAGAUGACACUAGCUAAACCUGACUUGUCCGCAGCAUUACGUGAUGUUCGCUCUCAGUUUGAAAACCUUGCCGCAAAAAAUGUUUAUGAAACUGAGGAAUGGUACAAGUCCAAGUUUGUAGACCUUUCGGAAACCACUGCUCGCAACAAUGAAGCUCUUCGUUUGGCGAAACAAGAGGCCAAGGAUCACCGCAAACAAAUUCAGGUGCUCGGUUCUGAAAUCAGUGCACUUAAAGGAAUGAAUGAAUCUCUUGAGCGUCAGAAACUUGAAAUGGAGGAUCGGUUUAACCUGGAGGCAAGUCACUUCCAGGACUCCGUCAAUCACCUUGAAGACGACAUUCGCAACAUGAAUGUUCAGAUGACUCAUCAUUUGCAUGAAUAUCAUGAGCUACUGAAAGUAAAGAUGGCUCUAGAUAUUGAGAUUGAAACCUACAGGAAGCUCCUGGAGGGUGAGGAGAGCAGGAUGCCUGCUCCAAAUCGUGGUUUUCUGAGUCCGCGAGAACCAAACACUCCAGAGGAAACCCAUUCGAAAGUCUAUUCCAUGGAGAAGAAACUCUCUGUGAAAACAUUUGAAGAAUUAGAUGAACUGGUGCUAAAUGAACCUGUCCGGAAUAUUGAAGUGCAAUUGACCAGCGAAGAGGAAGAACCAGCUGAAGAGUAAUCUUACAGUAAAGGCCUGAAAUGCUGCGGAUUUCAACAAAGACUGGAGCUGUUUAAAAGAAACAAAGUAAUGCAAAAAUAUGCUUCUUCUUAAUCA
Molecule: messenger RNA, 1581 nt
Organism: Callorhinchus milii (elephant shark)
Lineage: Eukaryota; Metazoa; Chordata; Chondrichthyes; Chimaeriformes; Callorhinchidae
Product: vimentin-like
Exons: 9
Coding region: 109-1485 (458 amino acids)
Biological process (GO): intermediate filament organization
Cellular component (GO): axon; intermediate filament; cytoplasm
Molecular function (GO): structural constituent of cytoskeleton
Source: RefSeq, a predicted model, not a curated record